AUGCAGGCUCUUGCAUCUUCCGCAUCUCAGUUCUCUACUAUUGCUGACAGUUCUACGAAUCUUAAAGAGGUUUUAGCGAAGAAAAUACCUGCACAUAACAAGAAAGUCGUUGAAUUCCGGAAAAGUCAUGCCGGAACAGUUUUGCAACAGGUCACCGUCGAUAUGAUUUAUGGAGGAAUGCGGUCAAUGAAGGGAAUGGUAACGGAAACUUCGGUUUUAGAUCCAGAGGAAGGUAUUCGAUUCAGAGGUUAUUCCAUUCCUGAAUGUCAGAAGCUACUACCGCACAUUCAAGGAGGUGAACAGCCUCUCCCAGAAGGAAUAUGGUGGUUGCUGUGUACCGGUGACAUCCCUAACGAAAAACAAGUGGACACAAUAAGCAAGGAGUGGGCUUCUCGUGCUGAUCUUCCUGAUUAUGUUGCGCAAAUGCUUAUGAAUUUUCCAACAAGCGUUCAUCCUAUGGCCCAAUUUGUUUCAGCUAUUUCUGCUCUUAAUAGCGAAAGUAAAUUUGCACAGGCUUAUCGGCGUGGGGUCCAUAAAAGUACCUACUGGGAAUACGUUUAUGAAGAUUCUAUGAACUUGUUGGCAAAACUACCAACAAUUGCGGCUAUAAUUUACAAGAAUUUAUAUCGCGACGGUGCUCAUAUUGGGGUUAUUGAUCCAAACAAAGAUUGGUCAGCCAAUUUUUGUGCAAUGUUGGGUUAUGAUGAUGCGGAAUUUAUGGAACUUAUGCGUUUGUAUCUUACUAUUCACAGUGAUCAUGAAGGUGGUAAUGUUUCGGCACAUACUUGCCAUCUCGUUGGUUCUUCUCUUGCAGACCCAUACUUGUCAUUCUCAGCGGCAAUGGCAGGUUUGGCUGGUCCACUUCAUGGGUUGGCCAAUCAAGAAGUUCUCGUGUUUCUCUCCAAGAUCGUAAAGGAUUUGAGUCAUAACUACACAGAAAAGGAUUUACGUGAUUGGGUUUGGAAGCAUCUGAAGAGUGGCCAAGUUAUACCUGGUUACGGGCAUGCCGUUCUUCGAAAAACUGACCCUAGGUACACUUGUCAGAGAGAGUUUGCUUUGAAACAUUUACCGAACGACGACAUGUUUAAACUGGUUUCAACGUUAUAUAAAGUUACCCCAGAUAUCUUGUUGGAACAGGGGAAGGCGAAAAAUCCGUGGCCAAACGUUGACGCCCACUCAGGAGUACUAUUGCAACACUAUGGAAUGCAUGAAAUGAGUUUCUAUACCGUACUUUUUGGAGUUUCUAGGGCAUUAGGCUGUCUUUCUCAACUGAUCUGGUCCCGAGGAAUGGGACUGCCGAUAGAACGGCCAAAAUCUCACUCUACAGAAGGUUUAAUGGCCUUAGCAAAGGCAGCUGGUAAAAAGUAG
Molecule: messenger RNA, 1368 nt
Organism: Enterobius vermicularis (human pinworm)
Lineage: Eukaryota; Metazoa; Nematoda; Chromadorea; Rhabditida; Oxyuridae
Source: the annotation of a GenBank genome assembly